Messenger RNA from Peromyscus eremicus (cactus mouse), 2185 nucleotides. RefSeq names its product adhesion G protein-coupled receptor G5 (gene Adgrg5). The record is from RefSeq and is a predicted model, not a curated record. NCBI's taxonomy places the organism in Eukaryota, Metazoa, Chordata, Mammalia, Rodentia, Cricetidae. Gene Ontology annotation, cellular component: membrane. The transcript is spliced from 12 exons. Gene Ontology annotation, molecular function: G protein-coupled receptor activity. The coding region runs from base 123 to 1697 and encodes 524 amino acids. Gene Ontology annotation, biological process: cell surface receptor signaling pathway; adenylate cyclase-activating G protein-coupled receptor signaling pathway.
CUGGCUGUCUCACUGGAAACAGUUCAUGUUGUCCCUUCCAAAGCCUCCUCAGUCUUCUCAAAGCUUGCCCCACAUCCCUUCCCCGAGAUCUCAAGAAGGCCAAGAGGAUACCAGCUGAGGACAUGGAUGCACACAGGUCCCUUUCCUUCUGCCUGUGCCUUCUGGCUGCUCAAAGUAUCCAAGCAGAAACACUGUCAGAGCUACUGCACCUGAUGAAGCGCCUUGAGCGGCCCUUUGGCCGGACCUUGUCUUCCAGAGUGAGGCAUAUCCAUCGCCUGGAGGAGAUGCUGCUCAACGCCAGCUUCCGCGGGCACAACUUGACGCUGCAGACAAACUCUAUCCAGUCUCUGGUCUUCAAGCUGGGUUGCAACUUUCCUGGCCUCUCCCUGUCCAGUGCCACCCUGACAAAUGCCUCCCAGGCCUGGGCCCCACAUGCCAUGCAGUUUCCUGCUGAGCUGACCCAGAAGGCCUGUGUGACGUCCAGGCCUGCGGAGCUCCGGCUCAUCCGCAUCUACUUCUUCACCGCAGACCUCUUCCAGGACGACAGUAACUCAUCCCUGCUCAAUAACUAUGUCCUGGGGGCCCAGCUGGACCACAGGCCCGUGAACAACCUUCAGAAGCCGGUCAACAUCAGCUUCUGGCACAACCAAAGUCUGGAAGGGUACACAGUAACCUGUGUUUUCUGGAAGGAGGGAGCCGCCGAGCGCAGCUGGGGGGCCUGGAGCCCCGAGGGCUGUUCUACAGAGCAGCCCUCACCCUCUCAAGUUCUCUGCCACUGCCACCACCUCACCUACUUCGCGGUUCUCAUGCAGCUCUCUGCAGACCCGGUGCCCGCUGAGCUACAGGUGCCCCUUGAGUACAUCUCCCUGGUGGGCUGCAGCAUCUCCAUUGUGGCCUCCCUGCUCGCCAUACUCCUGCAUGCCCACUCCAGGAAGCAAAGUGACUCCAUCUCACGCAUCCACGUGAACCUGCACGGCUCUGUUCUGCUCCUGAAUGUCACCUUCCUUCUGAGCUCCCAGAUGGCCCCACUCACAGUGCCCAGGUCAGUCUGCCUGGUGCUGGCUGCCACCCUACACUACGCGCUGCUCAGCUGCCUUACCUGGAUGGCCAUCGAAGGCUUCAACCUCUACCUUCUCCUGGGGCGCGUCUACAAUGUCUACAUCCACCGAUACUUGCUCAAGCUCUGCGUGCUGGGCUGGGGGUUUCCCGCCCUCCUGGUGCUGUUUCUUCUGGUGGUCAAGAGCUCAGUGUACGGGCCCCGUGAGAUCUCUUUCUUCAAUAGCCAGGAAAAUGGCACAACCUUCCAGAAUGUGUCCAUGUGCUGGGUGAGCAGUCCCACGGUACACAGGGUCCUGGUCAUGGGCUAUGGUGGCCUAACAUCUCUGUUCAACCUGGUGGUGCUAGCCUGGGCUCUGUGGAUCUUGUGCAGGCUCCGGGCUCGGGAGAAGGCACUGAGCCCCUGGGCCUAUCGGGACACUGUCAUGGUGCUGGGCCUCACUGUGCUACUGGGCACCACCUGGGCCCUGGCCUUCUUCUCCAUCAGUGUCUUCCUGCUGCCUCAGCUCUUCCUCUUCACCAUCUUCAACUCGCUCUAUGGUUUCUUCCUCUUCCUGUGGUUCUGCUCACAGAGGCAUUACUCAGAGGCCAAAGCCAAGGCAGAGAAGGAGGCAGUCAGCUCCUCCCAGAUGACACACUAAUCCAGCUCCCAGCCUGCAGUCUCAGCCUCUUCUACUCCCAGCAGCCCACAGCCCUGGCUCAUCCAGGGAAGGCGGUGGGCUGGUUGCGGAACACCAGAGUCCGCUGUACCCUCCAGGGGUCCAUUUCACCUCUCAGAAUUACCUAGGGCAGAAGACAGCGUGUGGAUCCUUGUCCUGGUCCUUCAUACCUGAGUGCAGUUCCAUUGGCCAGCUAUGGACAGAGCACAGGCCUGCGAGCCAGGAGGCUACGCCAGGCUGGAUCACACCUGCUCAGCACUUACAGAUACUCACACUGUCCUGGCCUAAGCCUGGGGCCACUCUUCCUUCUGUCAGUCCCAACUGAUGACGACUUCAACUUUCUAUCUUUCCCAAGGCCAAGAAAUCCAGCCCUUCCCCCUCCUUAGUCCCCACCCCCACAGGUGGUGUAGACCAGCAGCCAAAGCCAGGCCUCUGUCUCUUCCUUGAAACAGAGCCAGCUGGGCUUGAGG